AUGCAACCAACAAAAUUCCACUGUUCACAGAAACAGGGCAUUUCGCGCAUCAACGUCAGCAACAUGUCGCAACCCAAGCUCACUCAGAAGUUUGCAGAAACCUUUGAGCAGGAACUGGAGUUCAUACAAAAAGGGACCUCAACCGAGGAAAGCACUGCCCUGGAAGCCUUUGGUAAAAGAACAACAAAGACAACAGACUGGUUCGAGGCAAAGUCCUCUGUGAUGAUUCCUGCCAUAGAAUCCAAACGUAUAGCUUUGGAGGAAUACAAAAGAACACCAAGUCAGAAGAACCUUCUGACUCUAAGAGCUGCCAGAGAAAAGUCCAGCGGAUGGUUAGACUCUGUGCAAAUGAAUACUGGCAAGAACUCAUCGAGACCAUCCAGACAACCGCUGUAUCUGAACACUGUGACUGUCUCAGCCCUGGACGCCAUUGAGUGCCUGCCAACCAUGGAUGAACUUGAUGUAGAACCAACAUUAGAAGAACUAAGUAAGGCUAUUGACAACCUGACCUCAGGAAAAGCUCCUGGUAACGAUAGAAUCCCUCCAGACUUGCUAAAACAGUGCAAAAGCUCACUGUUGUCACCCCUACAUAAGGUUCUAGGUGAGUGCUGGGAAGAUGGGAGCGUGCCACAAGACAUGGGAUGCAAAGAUCGUCACCCUCUACAAAAACAAGGGAGAAAGAAGCGACUAGUAACAGUGCGGCUUUCGCUCAAAGAGGUCAUAAUCAGCACCUUGCUGUACGGUAGCGAGUCGUGGACAACGUAUUCCAGGCAGGAAAGAAAGCUCAACACCUCUCAUCUGCGAUAUCUGCGCCGCAUCCUGGGCAUUUCGUGGCAGGACAAGGUGCCUUACACCGAAGUCCUGUCUCGGGCGAACCUUCCAAGCAUGUUCACUUUGCUUCGACAACGCAGGUUACGCUGGCUCGGGCAUGUGCGUCGAAUGGAUGACGGACGUAUUCCCAAGGACAUCUUGUAUGGAGAAUUGAGAUCUGGGAAACGAAGCACUGGGCGCCCACAACUUCGAUUCAAGGAUGUCGUAAAAAGAGACAUGAAGGCCCUUGAUAUCGACGUGCGAUCUUGGGAAGACCUAGCAGCAGAUCGACCCAGAUGGACGUCCACACUACUUAGACAGAUCAAGUCAGGGGAAGAAAGCUUGUGCACGCAGGAGAAAACAAACGCGCACAACGAAAGCAGCGCCUAA
Molecule: messenger RNA, 1200 nt
Organism: Magallana angulata
Lineage: Eukaryota; Metazoa; Mollusca; Bivalvia; Ostreida; Ostreidae
Exons: 4
Coding region: 1-1200 (399 amino acids)
Source: RefSeq, a predicted model, not a curated record